GCUAAUGCUUCAAACAGCGGUGAGCAGACACUCAGCAUCACUUCCACACAAUGGACAAGGCAGGCGAGCACAGUGCAGCAUAAGUCACGUCUAGAAAACACUGUUUGGGUCUGCGUGGGGUCUGAGCAGCCGUCGCCGCCAAAGAGUUCCUGUCCUAAUUUGGUUGUGAGGACAAAACAUCGCUCAGCUACACGGCCUGACCAGAGUCUAAGAUGCCCUAGGCGGGGAGAAGGGAAAUGUAAAUGGCUUCCAAAGUAAAAGAUGCUGUGGUGUGGUACCAGAAAAAGAUUGGCGCCUAUGAUCAACAGAUUUGGGAGAAAUCAGUGGAGCAGAGAGAAAUAAAGUUUAUCUCUCUGGGCUUGAGGAACAAGCCAAAGAAGACAGGACAUGUCAAACCAGAUCUUAUAGAUGUGGACUUGGUUAGAGGUUCUGCGUUUGCCAAGGCCAAACCAGAGAGUCCGUGGACGUCACUGACCAGGAAAGGCAUCGUCAGAGUGGUGUUCUUCCCGUUCUUCUAUCGGUGGUGGAUCCAGGUCACCUCCAGAGCCAUUUUCCUCUUACUGCUGGCACUGUAUUUGCUGCAAGUGGCAGCAGCAGUCCUGUAUGUGUCCAUCCCUCAGCCUCAUGGGAUACCGGCCACUGAAGUGUUUGGAGCCAUCUGGCUCAUGUUGCUGCUGGGCACCGUCCACUGUCAGAUCGUCUCCACCAGGACCCCGAAACCUGCCUCCAGCAGCGGGGGGAAGAGACGCAGGAAGUUGAGGAAGGCAUCUCAGAUGGAGGUGCAUAGGGAAGGCGACGGGUCUAGCACUACCGAUAACACACAGGAGGGGGCGCCACACUCCCACUCAGCCAGCACCACAUACAGCCUGGGCGCUCUCUUCCAAGAUUUCUGGCAUGAUAUCUGUAAAGCUGGAUCUAAGAAGUCCAAGCUUUCCAUCGACAAAUCUACAGAGACGGACAACGGCUACGUGUCGCUGGACGGCCGAGUGACCAAUCGCAGCAGCGAGGAAGGGCUUCAGCUCCACGAGCAGCGAUGUGAUUCGUUAAACAGGGCCGACGAGGUGUGCUGGAACCCGCACGUCCAGCCCACACACACUCAUACAGCCCGCAGCACAGGACUGAUGCUGGCCAGUGGCAAUAAGGAUCCAGCCUCAGAUGAGGCGUCCAGCGAGGAGGACCCUGAAGCGUCCUACAGCACCCUCCGUAGGGGAGUUGAAAGGAUGAACAGUGACUGUACGCUGCGUAACCGCAAGAAUACACACCACUAUAAGAAACACUACGCUGUGGAGGACGUCCCCAAGUCUGGCACCAGCUGCAGCUCCAGAUGUUCCAGUCUGAGGACUCAGGACUCAGAGAGCACUCGACACGAGUCAGAGACAGAGGACCUGAUGUGGGAAGAUUUCCUGCACUGUGCCGAGUGCAGAUCCUCAUGCACCUCAGAAACAGAGGGAGAAGGAGGAGGAACACCUGUAUGCCCUCCUGCUAAAAAGGAAUAUAGAGAUGACCCUUUCCAUCAGGGUCAUGUUCCCUGGCUUCACAGCUCCAACCCUGGCCUGGAGAGAGUGAGUGCUAUAGUGUGGGAGGGAAACGAGUGUAAGAAGGCAGACAUGUCCGUCCUGGAGAUCAGUGGCAUGAUCAUGAACAGAGUGAAUCUCUACACGCCUGGUAUUGGUUACCAGGUCUUUGGGAACCUGGUUUCAGUGACACUUGGACUCACACCUUUUGCGUACAGGCUGGCUCAGUACCGCGACUUGGAUCAGCUGACCACGCUCUCAGCCAAUGAGUUGCUGUCUGUGGCACUGGGGGGCGGGUCUGGGUCGGAUGCACUGGUCAUCACCAUGGUGACACUGAGCUUCCUGGUGCGUGUUUGCCUUAUAUGGCUCUUCUUCUUCCUGCUCAGCGUAGCAGAGAGGACGUACAAACAGAGGCUACUGUUUGCCAAACUGUUUGGUCACCUGACUUCAGCCCGCAGAGCCAGGAAGUCUGAAGUCCCCCAUUUUAGACUGAAGAAAGUUCAGAACAUCAAGAUGUGGCUGUCGCUACGCUCCUACCUCAAGAGACGGGGUCCUCAGCGUUCAGUGGAUGUGAUAGUGUCGUCAGCCUUCCUCCUCACUUUGUCCGUCGUCUUCAUCUGCUGUGCCCAGUUGCUCCACGUCCAUGAAACGUUCCUGGAGUGUCACUAUAACUGGGAGCUGGUGAUCUGGUGCUCCAGUCUGUCUCUGUUCUUGCUCAGGUUCGUCACGCUGGGCUCUGAGACCAGCAAGAAGUACAGCAACACCUCCAUACUGCUGACUGAACAGAUCAACCUGUAUCUGAAGAUGGAGAAGAAGCCAAACAAGAAAGAGGAGCUGACACUGGUCAACAACGUGUUAAAACUGGCUACCAAACUACUCAAGGAGCUGGAUACUCCGUUCAGGUUGUAUGGUUUGACCAUGAACCCUCUGCUCUACAACAUCACACAGGUGGUCAUCCUGUCUGCAGUGUCGGGAGUCAUAUCUGACCUGUUAGGAUUUAACCUGAAGCUGUGGAAGAUCAAAUCGUGACAGUGAACAGAGAAACAGUGUCAACUUGUCAGUCUCCACAUAUCGGAGUGCUUUGACCUUCAACGUUCUCACUUUGUGCAAUUCACAAAACUAUUUAUUUACCCACUCAGUGUUUUUACUUAGGGUUUAUUUGAAUUCUAGUUUGUUUCCAUUUUUGUGUUUUAUGACACAACAAUGCUAUAUUUCACCUGUCUACAAAAAGUGUUAUUAUUAUAAGAAAUUAAUAAUAUUAUUAUCAUUAUUAUUGUGACAAUUUAGGUUCUAAGCUGCAUUUGCGACAGUUUUCAUUUCAGUUCAUUCGCAAAUAUGAAGGCAAAGUAUUGAGCUGCCAACAGGGCAGAAAUCUUUUUAUUGUAAUUUUUGUGUUUUACUUGCUUAAACUGAAAGUUAUUAUUUAUGUCGAGUGAGUUUCAAAACAAAACUUCAAACUGUUACGACUGUAAAACCUGUUUUUAAAAAUACACAAGUUGGUCCAGUGGUUUUCUUCCGACAAAGAAAUUAAUUUCUAAAGUUUUAAUGUGUGUAAAACAUUUUUAGAUGGUGCAGUAAAUGAUUUAAACCAGAGUAACAUUGUGUUAGUCACAGGGACUCUUAAUUAUCCUGAACCUGGCUGGUUUGGUGAAGAAAUUAAUUCGCUAAAAUUUAAGAUGCUGAUAUUUUUGGUAUAAUUCAUGGUAUUUGACAAAUACCAGGAAUUACAACUUUACAACUACCCUCUAUUCCCUAUUCAAACCAGCCCCCACACAUAAAUGCUUAAAACAGUUAUAUUUACAUAUCUGUUAAUAUGAUGUUAACAGUACCGUUCUGCAGGUUAAAGUUGUUGUCUUACCUGACAAAACUGUUCAUGGAUUUGUUCUCAUUUGGGGAGAGGUGAAAUGCCAGGUGACAUAAGCACUGCAAAGAAACAAUCAUCCAGUUAAUAGAAAUAACAGCAAGGAGAAAAGGUGUCAUUUACAGAAACCUCUGAAGUUUAGACAAAUUAAAGAAACACAUAUGAUCUCAAUCUUAAUUUCCAUACAGAUGAGGACUUGUGUGUAAAAAUACAAACACAGUCUCAUUGGGGUUUUCCUGAAGAAUUCCUCACUGUAGUGCAUAUGAAUUACAAUGAUCCCUUUUUUAUUUAUUCUUUUAUUAAACAGUGUUUAAAUGGUCAGUGGUUUUAACAGUAUUUCCAGCAACACAUGUGAAAGUAGUAACUUUUCCUCACACAGCUGAUGUAGUUCAGGAUAUUUUCAUACUAUGUUACAACAUGCAGGUAAUGAAUGAGAUUUGGAUGAAAUGACUUCAAACAGCUUCAUAGUAGAGGUUGAUGGUGUUUACCUCAACCUUUUUUGAACUUUUGUUCAGAUCUACAGAGAGGCCUGAUUGCUGCAUUAAAAGCCAAUUCCUAACUUCAAUUAAAUUAGUGGUUUUUAUCCGAGAGAAGUAUCAGCUGUUUUUGUCUCAGAUUUUACAGCAGAAUCAAGUUCAAUUCUGAGUCACAAACUUUUCUUGUUCCUGAUUUUUCUCUAGUGACACUCUGUUUUUAAAACAUCUGCUAUCAAAAUGUCCCAUUCUUAGUGUAAGAACAUGGUAAUUGGCCAGUUAUUGGAAAUAUUGAAAUAUUACUUUCUAGAGCUCUUCAAUUACAAAUAUUUUAAUAUUUUAGAGAAAUUUUCAGGAUUUUUUUUUUGGUGCAGUUUGUGUGAAAAUCUUAAAUGUAAUUUUCUGGUCGAUGCUACAUCCUGCACGUCAUAACAACAUGAAGAGUUUUAGCUGUUUGAACAUUUUGGGAUCUGAUUGGUGUUUUUAUAUCAGUCAGUAUUCAUUGGAUUUUAUAGAAAAUUUGAUAUCAAACUCCCAGAGCUACUUGGACGGCAGAGUCAUGUGCACGGCGAAGUGAAAGUCAGUUCACUGUCACAGGUUUCUAAACACUGCAGUUGUCUGAAUAUGAAUCAAGAUACGCACUUUAAAAAAACAGAUUUUAAAAUGGGAGAAAAGACGUUACACCUUGUUUCAAUGUCAAGAGAUUUUCUUUUGUACCUCACCUGCUUGUGUUUCGCUGUUCAAGUGAAUGCUAGCUCUGAACUUAAUCUUCACAUCACUCUCUGAAGUCAAUUCUACAUGGUACGUGAAUUUAUCAUGCCCACAGAAAACAUCUUAAAUGUGAUUAAAAUGCUGACACAAGUUGUUGCCUCAGUUAAUUAGUUAGCAAUUCGCUGACUGAAACUAACUUCAUUCAUAAAAAUGCUAGCAUUAUCAUCUUCAGUGUGAUUGGGGAGGAAGACCAAAGUGCUUAUUGUUUGUUUUUUGUUUGUCUCUGCUGGAAAAAAGAAUGUAUUUGCAGCAUUAUGCUUUAAAAUCUAUUUGUUUCCCUUUGGAAAUACUUUAAGUUGUAUUUUUGUUUUCUUUUUGACAUUGAGCUUUUUGUUCUUUCAUUAUUCAUUUGUAAAAGUUGUUUGUUCUUCACGCUUGUCGGAAAGGAGAGAUGUGUUUGUUUUUAAGGAACAAAGAAGUUUGAAUUGUAUGUAUGAAAAUGAAUCUAGGUAAAAAGGACUCUAUGUUGUGAUUCUGUUUUUAAAGAGUCUGAAUAUUUAGAUUUAGAUUUUUUUGUGAACUGGUCUGUCCACAAGGUCUACAUUUUUAUAAGAAAAUAAAAAGAAAUGGAUGUUGA
Seriola dumerili (greater amberjack) is the source of this 5196-nucleotide messenger RNA. It is a transcript of the gene phtf2, whose product is annotated as putative homeodomain transcription factor 2. The record is from RefSeq and is a predicted model, not a curated record. The transcript is spliced from 22 exons. The coding region runs from base 243 to 2543 and encodes 766 amino acids. Gene Ontology annotation, cellular component: endoplasmic reticulum. Lineage: Eukaryota; Metazoa; Chordata; Actinopteri; Carangiformes; Carangidae.